Eriocheir sinensis (Chinese mitten crab) is the source of this 357-nucleotide messenger RNA. RefSeq names its product keratin-associated protein 16-1-like. Bases 1 to 357 code for a protein of 118 amino acids. Lineage: Eukaryota; Metazoa; Arthropoda; Malacostraca; Decapoda; Varunidae. The record is from RefSeq and is a predicted model, not a curated record. The transcript is spliced from 3 exons.
AUGCCGCGCCGCCCAGACCCCAAGACUUACCCCGACCCGCCCCCCGCCCCGGAUCAGCGUGAUGCACUAUGGAGGCGGGUCAAGGUCAAGUGUUCCCCAGUGUUGCCCUGUGUUGCCCAGUGUUCCCCAGUGUUCCCCAGUGUUGCCCUGUGUUCCCCAGUGUUCCCCAGUGUUGCCCAGUGUUCCUCAGUGUUCCCCAGUGUUGCCCUGUGUUGCCCAGUGUUCCCCAGUGUUGCCCUGUGUUCCCCAGUGUUCCCCAGUGUUGCCCAGUGUUCCCCAGUGUUGCCCUGUGUUGCCCAGUGUUGCCCAGUGUUGCCCCGUCACCCCUGGAGCCCCCCGCGCCCAUCUAGUGUGUAG